AUGGAGGAAACACGAGCUACCUAUGGCCCCAUAAGUGAGACCCUGAAGAGAGGGUGCACCACAUCCCAGUACUGCCAGUCCUACUUCUCCACCCGCCGGGGCUUCAUAUCACGAAGCAUCUACUGCUGUUCCGAAGACCUUUGCAAUGAAGUCCCCUACAAUGUCACAUACAGCACCGAACGCAACGGAGUGGAGUGUUACAGUUGCAUUGGCAGUUUGGAGGAGUGUAAUGGGACCAGCAUUCCCACAGCCCAGUGCAGAGGUAAAGAGAACCGCUGCGUGGAAAUCUCUCGCCAGUGGCUGCCAGGAACAGGUCUGGUGGAGCCCAUCAUCAAAGGCUGUGGGAAUUACCCCAAGGAGGAAACACUCUUGGCAUACGGCAUAGGAGGCAAAAUCAGCUACGUGGCCAUUCGUGUCUGUGAAGGUUCCAGGUGCAACAACAGCUCUUUCACAGAGUUUUCUGUGAGGGAACUCAAUGGACUGGUGUGUUACAGCUGCCUAGAUACAGGAAAUGAUGAAUGCGGAGCAGAGAAUCUGCAACUCAUGAACUGCGUGGGAAACAUGGACCAUUGCAUGAAUGUCAUAGAUUACGUCCGCGGUGCUACCCUCCGAGCUGGCUGCGCCAACCAGCAGCUCUGCCAGGAUACGGUCUUCUAUGGAACACUGCUGCCCAAGCUUCCCGUCAGCUACGUGACCUGCUGCCAGGGCCCCUUCUGCAACGGAGCGCCAGGCCAGGGUGGAAGGAGAGGCGAGGGCAUCCUCUUCGUCCUCCUGGCAGCCUCUUUGCUCAUAGCCCUGAACUGAACCACAAAUGCCUUCUUCACCCAUCUGCCCCCAUCCAAAAUGCAAAACUCCUGUAGAUCAGCUGCCAUGAAAAUGCAAUCCCUCUAUCCCAGGUCUGGCAGUGCCCCACCUGCGUCACCAAGGUGUGUCUUUCUUUGGGAACGUAAUGGGAGCAGGACUUCUGGAAGUCUUCCUACCCACAAGGCCCUCCUUCUUAGCCCUGCCAGGUUUCACUGAACUUCGCCAACCCUCCCACAACAACUCAAAAGGACGCAGCCCGCAAGAGGGCAAGCUGUUUGCUUCUUUAACUUUCCACCCACGUCCGGCGCAGCCACUCGGGAUUACUUGCUCCGGGAGCUUUAAUAAGAUUAUAUAAUGGAAAAACCAGGCCAUCUCUCAUGGCCCCUGAGCCACCCCCUUGAGUGUGAAAAGGGCUUUUAACGUCACGUUUUGUAUUUCCCGUUUUUGUAGCAGCUGCCUCUCUCAACUCAUCUCAGAAGGUUGGGAGGGAGGGAAGGGGAAUAAGCAGGCGGAAAACCAAAUAAAUGGCUUGGAAAGCAGUGGCGCAGCUGGGUUAGUUCCAGACUCGGAUCCAGGGAGAUUAAUUUCUAGUUCAUUUCUGCAGAUUUCACGCCAGUGGCUGGUCUGUCU
Messenger RNA from Podarcis muralis (Common wall lizard), 1434 nucleotides. NCBI's taxonomy places the organism in Eukaryota, Metazoa, Chordata, Lepidosauria, Squamata, Lacertidae. The record is from RefSeq and is a predicted model, not a curated record.